Molecule: messenger RNA, 610 nt
Organism: Camelina sativa (false flax)
Lineage: Eukaryota; Viridiplantae; Streptophyta; Magnoliopsida; Brassicales; Brassicaceae
Source: RefSeq, a predicted model, not a curated record
CAACAAACUCACAAUAUCCGGGAAUGUGUGUCGUCGUUUUUUACCGAGCAAAAGAAAUAUUGUGAUUAGAAAUUGUGCUUUUCUGGUUCUCUCUUUCUCACUCGAUGAUGAAUCCCCAAAUAGAGAAGGUGGUGAAGGUAACGACAGUGGUGGCGACCACCGUUGUAUCCUACUUCCUCUUAACCGCUGAUUAUGGUCCCGAACCUAACGCUCUUGAUCCUAUCAGAGAGAGAAUAUUGUCAGCCCAAGAUUCCGUGAAAGAGUUCAUCUUUCCAUCAAAGAAGCGCCCCGACAAGUGACAAUGAAAAAGUAAGAUGCAGCUGACCAUGAUUUGAGUGUCUGGUUUCCAGCGUCUCGUUUUCUGGCUAACAAAGAGGUUCAUCUGCUUUCUUAGUGCUCCAGUUGGUAUCCUCCGUUAAACUUGCAAGACUUUUGAGUUAUGUCAAUAAAGUAUAGCAACAAGUAAGUAGAUCAUCUGGAUUUUAUCUUUGUAUAAUAACCAAACCAAUUCCACCCGAUCAGUUAGCUAUUUCGGUAUCAGUUCCGUUCAAGGAAUCGAAUAUGUCAAAGUCCCCUUUUUCAAUAAAGUAUGCUCUAGUUGUGUGUACUA